Messenger RNA from Pyrgilauda ruficollis (rufous-necked snowfinch), 5979 nucleotides. RefSeq names its product cAMP responsive element binding protein 5 (gene CREB5). Gene Ontology annotation, molecular function: cAMP response element binding; DNA-binding transcription factor activity, RNA polymerase II-specific. The coding region runs from base 767 to 2293 and encodes 508 amino acids. Gene Ontology annotation, biological process: regulation of transcription by RNA polymerase II. The transcript has 12 exons. The record is from RefSeq and is a predicted model, not a curated record. Lineage: Eukaryota; Metazoa; Chordata; Aves; Passeriformes; Passeridae.
AGGGCAGAGCGGCGGGGGCGGGAGCGCACGGUCGCCGAGACGCGGGGAAGCCGGACUCCCUGUCCGCACUUCAGGGAGUUUGGGAAGUCUGCGCGCUGCUUCCCGGGACGGGAUGGGAUGGGAUGAGAUGGGGCGGCUGCCGCGGAGCGCAAGCAGCGCCCCGCUGGUGCUGCCCCGAGCGGAGCGAGCGGGUGGGCAGCUCCCGGCGGAGCCACCGCGGAGUCCCCGCGCCCACGGCGGGCUGGACGGCUCCAGCCUCAGCGUAACCCGGCGGCACCCGGCGGUGACAGCUCGGCGGCGCGCUGCCCCGCCAUCCUCUCUCCCCGCCGCCCCCAAAACUUCUCGCUAAGUUUCGCGGCGGCGGCCGUGCCUCCCAGCGAGCCGGGAGCAGCCGGCGGUGGCCGCGGAGCGGUGCGCCGAGCGGUGCGCGGCCGCUUUCCCCGUGAGACACCCCGGGUGCCGGGCUGCUGCCGGCCCUUACGUCAUGCUGCGGGCCGGUGCGGGGCUGAUGCUCCGCUUCUGAUGCCCUCGGGUGCGGGGAGGGGGCGAGUGUUGACAAGGUCCCCUCUCUGCAGCCUUCCUCUCCCUUAACAGCCCCUCUACUCCGCUGAUCAUUCCCCCCGGCCCCAGCUCCGCGUCCCCCCGCUACUGUCCUCUCUUACAGGGGUCUCUCUCUCCCCAGCGAAGUUUUCAGGACGAUAAGAGCUGCAGGAGUGUAAGGGGAAUACUUGCUAAACUCUGCCUCCUCUAUUAUUUAUGUCCGAGCAUGAUUUAUGAGGAAUCAAAGAUGAACUUGGAGCAGGAGAGGCCUUUUGUCUGCAGUGCCCCAGGCUGCUCACAGCGUUUUCCAACAGAGGAUCAUCUGAUGAUUCACAGGCACAAACAUGAAAUGACUUUGAAGUUUCCUUCAAUAAAAACAGAUAAUAUGUUAUCAGAUCAGACUCCCACACCAACACGCUUUCUGAAGAACUGUGAGGAAGUCGGCCUCUUCAACGACAUCGACUGCUCCCUGGAGCACGAGUUCAGGAAGGCACAAGAAGAAGAGAACAACAAAAGGAAUAUCUCCAUGCAUAACACAGUUGGAGGAGCAAUGGCAGGACCUGGAUCCCACCAGCUGACAAACACAAGGAUGCCAAACCACGACACCAGCGUUGUGAUUCAACAAGCCAUGCCGUCUCCACAGUCCAGUUCUGUCAUUACACAAGCACCUUCCACAAAUCGGCAGAUUGGGCCUGUCCCAGGUUCUCUGUCUUCACUACUGCACCUACACAACCGACAAAGACAGCCUAUGCCUGCCUCUAUGCCCGGCACCCUGCCCAACCCCACCAUGCCAGGAUCUUCUGCUGUACUCAUGCCUAUGGAGCGACAAAUGUCAAUGAACUCCAACAUCAUGGGGAUGCAAGGGCCGAACCUCAAUAAUCCAUGUGCUUCACCUCAAGUUCCCCCAAUGCAUUCAGAAGCCAAAAUGAGAUUGAAGGCAGCACUGACUCAUCAUCCUGCCGCCAUGUCGAAUGGGAAUAUGAACACCAUGGGCCACAUGAUGGAAAUGAUGAGCUCGCGACAGGACCAGACACCACACCAUCAUAUGCACUCACAUCCUCAUCAGCACCAGACACUGCCACCUCAUCAUUCAUACCCACAUCAGCACCAGCAUCCGGCACACCAUCCUCAUCCUCAGCCUCAUCACCAGCAGAACCAUCCCCACCACCACUCCCACUCGCACCUUCACACACACCCGGCACACCACCAGACCUCACCGCACCCACCGCUGCACUCGGGCGGACAAGCACAGGUUUCGCCGGCGGCACAGCAGAUGCAGCCCACGCAGACGGUACAGCCACCACAGCCGACUGGAGGUCGCCGGAGGAGGGUGGUGGAUGAAGACCCAGAUGAGAGGAGGCGGAAAUUUCUGGAAAGAAACCGAGCUGCUGCCACGCGCUGCAGACAGAAGAGGAAGGUCUGGGUGAUGUCACUGGAAAAGAAAGCAGAAGAGCUCACCCAGACAAACAUGCAGCUUCAGAACGAGGUUUCCAUGCUGAAAAAUGAGGUAGCACAGCUGAAACAGUUAUUGUUAACACAUAAAGACUGUCCGAUAACAGCUAUGCAGAAAGAAUCACAAGGAUAUCUAAGUCCCGAGAGCAGUCCUCCUGCAAGCCCGGUCCCAGCUUGUUCUCAGCAGCAAGUCAUCCAGCACAACACCAUAACGACCUCUUCUUCUGUCAGUGACGUCGUGGGAAGCUCCACUCUCACCCAGCUUGCCAGCCACAGAACAGACAUCAACCCCAUCCUUUGAAAGUGGUUGAUCAGAAACUGCUGGGGGAGUGUGGGCAGUGAUCCUGCAGCCUUUCCUCAAGCUGCUGGUCCAACCACGCACUGGAGGCUACCUGAGCAAGGGCUGUGGGAGAAGCCCCAGCCCUCUGUCUCCAGGAUGUCCCUCUGCAAUGUGGUCAGUGGCAGCAGCCUUCUCCUAAGCAUGUCACUCUAAAUGCACUUCCUGCGCGCUUUCCAUCAAGGAGGAAUCCUGCCUUUCCACGAGCUACUUCUGGAGACUGCUCCACUCUCCUCUUGCCCUGCCAGUCCAGCCUGUUGCCGGGCUCACCAGGCUCUGUGCCCUAUCCCACUGCCAGCGAAGGACAACUCAGACCACUUCCAUCAUCCACUCUCUAGGGCACUUGCAGGGAUGCCGAGCCUUGGCCAGUGCCUUGUUCAGGAGGAGGUGUUACCAUACCAUAGACAGCAUCUUGUGGGUGUGACAUUGGAAGCAGGUUGGAAAUCUCAGCCACAGAGAACUGCAAUACUUUGAUCAGAAAGAAACGAUACUGCGAUCCAGCUCUGGCACCCCCAGCCCUCUUUCCCCAAAUCAAUUUAUGCAAGCCAUAUUCAUAACGCUGCCUGUGGGAGACAAGUCGUUUGUGUGCUAUCCUGGUGUGUUUUAUAAGGACAACAAUGAUGAUGAUGAUUUAUGGAGAAUUUCAUGCUGUUGGGAGUUAAUUCCUGCUAUGAAGCUAAAUGUCUGCUGCCCAUAUUCUGAAUAGUGGAAAGUCAAUGGUUCAGUGCCUCAGUGCGUGUGGAUUUAGUGUUAAUGACUCAGUCCUGUUAACUAACAAGCCAGCUGUAACUGUUGUUAAAUGCCCAACUUUUGAGGAUUCAUAUUUUUUUAAGCAACAAUAUUUAGUGUUGAAAACUAGCCUUUUAGUUUAGGCAAAAUGUGCUUUUUAGCAGCUAAUACCUUUUUUAAAAAAAAGCGUAUAGAGUGAAUUUAUGAAAAUUCAUGAGGACCAAAGCAAUUUUAAAACAGGAAUCUAUUAAUUUAGUAUUCACAUAGAAUUUUAUAAAGUAUUUAUUAAUAAAUGUUAUUUUAACACAUUCCAUUUGAACAGUAUUCUUGUACAGAAUCUGUUUGUUGUUUUUUUUUAAAGUUACAAUAUUAGUUUUGCAAUAAACUACUCUAGGUGUGUGUGCAUCUUAAUCUUUCAGGGUCUCAAGCAGAAGUCAUCCAUCUAAGAUGGAACAGUUUGCUGAGGUCAGUUGUACAGAAAUUCCUAGAAUUAAAUGUUUUCCUUAAAGCAGCAUCUGCUUUUUUUUUCUGUUUGUUUGUUUGGGGUUUUUUUUGUAACAAUGAAACAAAUUAUAAACCUUCAGUUGUUUCCUUUGCAUUGCAAAAUGUGCUUUCUCAUUUUAGAAAGCAUGAGUCAGCGUUUAACUGGAAAGCCUGUCUCUUUUUUUCUGCUUUUUUUUUUUUUUUUUUAGGGCUGAUUUUAUACAUCACCACAGAAGAUCUAACCCCAUCCUCAUUUCUUGUCUAAUAUCACACAGUGAGUUGCACUAUACUGCCUUAUCAUUGCCUCUUCAGUCCUCUUACAAAGCAGUGUUCCUUAGAUUUAGAUCAUCGAAGCUCCAUUAUACAUCAGAGAAAAUUCCUAGAGGGGGAAGAAGAGAAAAAAAUUGAUCUGUAGACAUAAAACCUAAACUGUGCCUAUAAAACAAAACCAGUUACAACUAAUUAGUAUCUUAUUUCUACAUUUCAAUUAUUUAUAUUCUUUUAAAAUUGCACUUUAGCUCUUGCUCUCUUUCUUGCUCUCCCUUGUUGAAUCAUUUAUAAAUACUCUUGUAAAAGUUUUGCACCAGAUACAUUUAUAUGCUUUCACUGGUGGCAUAGCUACAACUUGUCUCUCACACCUGCCCAAGCGAAGAAGCUGAGACCAGCCAGUCUGCAGUGUGACUUAGACUUUACACCCUCUUCAUGACAGCAUAUAAAUGUUUUAUUAUGCAAUGUGUGUGAUGUGAGGCAGCAUCUAAGCUACAUUUAUAAUCUCUCAUCCCAAGAACCAAAGUGUCCUGUAUAUCGUAAGGUCAGGAGACUGGCUCUGUUGUGCAUUGUGAGGCACUUUGACUGUUGUCCAACUCACAGUAGCUGCAAAGCUGCAGUGGUAACAGUGGCCAUAUUAUGUAUUAGAGUUCUGAAUCAAUAAAAUAUGUUGCCUUAUAACUUGACUAGGGACAGCACCUUUAAAAAGAAAAAAGAAGAAGAGACAAAAAACUUUUAAGAACAAAUAAAAGCAAUAAAAUCUCAAGCAAUUUGAACACCAAAAAAAAAGGUUCAAUUUUUCAACAUCUGAAACCAUCACCUUACUGCAUAGACAAAAGAGACUGUUUACAUCCAUAACCUCUUUUUGUUUUUUUUUUUUUCCAGAGCUUACAGUUAUCUCAGUUUUAUCAGUGGCUUUACACUUAAGAGCUAAAUUGCUCACCAUUAUUGGUUUUCCAUAGCUUUCAAAAUGACUUUAUAGCAAAUCCUAAACUGCAUGAGGCCAAAAAUGUCAGUGUUCACACACACUCAGAGACAAGAUUGAUUCUUUAAGUGGAAAUCUGAUCCUUUCCCAGGCUCUCCUUGGACUGGAAUCAAUAACUGCAACUCGUUAUAUUUAGACCAAUGUGUAAUACCUGGGAUUCAGGAUCUCCAGUUCUACAUUUAUGCAAGUUAAAUGUUAGUACUGCUGAGUUUCACGUGGUGGAACUGUUCACAAAGCUCAUGGUCAGAGCCUGCUAUCUGAUGCCGUGAGGGUCUUAGACCCAAAUAUCUAUCUUGACUGAAAAUCUGCAUGACAGCCUUCUGAAUGAAGACUGAAAGCUCCUUCCAGCUUUGCAGAAACUGCAGCAGUGUCCUGGGGUGAGGGAGGUAGGAGGAUUGAUUGGGCAUUUCAAGGGAAAUGCUUUCUUGGCUGGAAUCUAGGAAAUUUCAGAUAAAUAUUUUUCCCACCCCACUGAGAGCUGACAUUGCAAGGAGUUCCCUGACAGAGAUCACCUUUAGCAUGCUUCCACAAGACAAACUACUUUGCAUGAAAGGUGUAUUUGCUCUUCUGAGUAAGAACAACUGCCACUGAGAGUUUUGCCAAGGAUUUUAUCAUUGGGACCCAAGUGUUUCCCAGCCCAUGGCCGUGAGCUCUGUAUCCCUCUCUCUGUAGCAGCUCUCUUCAAGCACUGGGUAGCACUCAUCAGUGAACAUUGCUUCUUUGGACUAUUGCCAUUAUCCUGGUUUUAAGGAACUUUUAGCACUGCUUGGAGUAAGCCUAAACUAUCGAAGUUUAUAUAUAAAUAUAUAUAUAUAUAUAUAUAAUAUUAAAAAGGUGCUGUCACAGUAAGUUUUGGGCUUGAGGUUGUUUGUAUUGUAUGCAAAGGUUUUGUGUUUGUAUGUCUGUUUUAUCCUGUAAAGCAACCACCUUCCUUACUGGAGGGAGAUACUUUUUUUUGGUACAUAAAUGUAAAUACUUGCUGCAGCAUUUAAUAUGUUUAAUUUUAUGUUAAGCUUUUUGUUGCAUUGUGAAUCCAUUAUUGUUACAAAUGGACAAUGAGUUCAUUGAGACUGUUCAACUAGGUCAGAUUUUUACAUCUCUUUCUAGCUAGAAGAGAAAGGAUUUUUGUGCAUUUGUACAAAUGUUAAUAAUAUCACUGCAAUUCCAAUAUAAUAAAGCACUCAAA